AAGAAACAAAGCUGUUGUGUGUUUAAUUAGGGUUAACCAAGGCUGUUUGGCGAACCGAACCGAUGGAUUUGUUUAACUCGGUGCUGAAUUGGGUGGUGCCACCGGCAAGUUUAGUGAUGCUGGCGUUUGCUUGGCCAGCGUUGACCUUCAUCAGUGGUUGUGAGUGGCUUUACAAUUUGUUCAACAGUGAAAUUGUCGAAGAUAAGGUGGUUAUAAUUACAGGAGCUUCUUCUGGCAUAGGAGAGCAAAUUGCAUACGAAUAUGCAAAGAGGAGGGCGAAUCUUGUACUAGUGGCACGAAGAGAGAACAGACUGCGUGUGAUCAGUGAGAAUGCAAGGCUUAUAGGUGCAAAGCAUGUCAUGAUUAUAGCCGCAGAUGUUGUAAAGGAAGAGGAAUGCAGGAGAUUUAUCAGUGAAACGAUAAGCUUCCAUGGCCGAGUGGAUCACCUUGUAAAUACAGUAAGUCUAGGACACACAUUCUACUUCGAGGAAGUUACAGACACGUCUGUCUUUCCCCUUUUGUUGGAUAUAAAUUUCUGGGGGAAUGUAUAUCCAACAUAUGUUGCUCUUCCUUACCUACGUCGAACCAAUGGAAAGAUAAUUGUUAAUGCAUCAGUUGAGAGCUGGUUACCUCUACCGAGAAUGAGUUUAUAUGCUGCAGCAAAGGCAGCUCUGGUAAACUUUUAUGAGACCUUGAGAUUAGAAGUAAAUCAUGAGGUAGGGAUAACAAUUGCAACUCACGGAUGGAUUGGAAGUGAGAUGACAAGAGGCAAGUUCAUGCUAGAGGAGGGCGCCGAAAUGCAAUGGAAAGAAGAAAGGGAGGUACAUGUAAUCGGUGGGCCUGUGGAAGAUUUUGCCAGGUUGAUUGUAGCUGGGGCUUGUCAAGGAGAUUCGUACGUAAAGUAUCCAAGCUGGUAUGACAUAUUCCUGCUGUACAGGGUGUUUGUGCCUAAUAUCCUGCAUUGGACAUUCCGCCUCAUUCUUCCAACGCACGGUGGAAGGAGGACUUCCCUUGUGGGCACCGGGGGGCCUAUUUCUGAAGGCUAUGGAAGGCCUUUGUUGGAAGGCACUCCUCCAAGGAGAUUUGUUGGUCCCAACACAAUUUCCCAACAGAGUCCCUCACGUCCGCUAAAAAUGGAAUGAAAUUUAUAGCAUUUCUGGGAAAGUAGCUAUGUUAGUAGUCUCUUCUAAGAAAUCAUGGUUGUUGAACUUGUGUUUUUAGCCGCACGCGGAGAUUUUUAACUGUUAAACAAAGUUAUUGCAUUCGAUAUGUAGUUCAUGUAAUAAUCCCU
Messenger RNA from Malus domestica (apple), 1291 nucleotides. RefSeq names its product 11-beta-hydroxysteroid dehydrogenase B. Gene Ontology annotation, cellular component: cytosol. Lineage: Eukaryota; Viridiplantae; Streptophyta; Magnoliopsida; Rosales; Rosaceae. The record is from RefSeq and is a predicted model, not a curated record. Gene Ontology annotation, molecular function: oxidoreductase activity.